Messenger RNA from Manis pentadactyla (Chinese pangolin), 2598 nucleotides. It is a transcript of the gene TSPAN17, whose product is annotated as tetraspanin 17. Gene Ontology annotation, cellular component: membrane. The transcript has 9 exons. The coding region runs from base 236 to 1081 and encodes 281 amino acids. NCBI's taxonomy places the organism in Eukaryota, Metazoa, Chordata, Mammalia, Pholidota, Manidae. Gene Ontology annotation, biological process: protein maturation; regulation of vascular endothelial growth factor signaling pathway; protein localization to plasma membrane. The record is from RefSeq and is a predicted model, not a curated record.
CUAGAGGCGGCCGUGGCUCCGAGGGAACCAAGUGGGCUACCAGCUGGACAUUCCGGGCACCGGGGGCGGUCCCUGGGGGGCGGGCGGGGCCCGACCGGCUCUCUGUGUGGUGGCGGCCAUGAAGCCGCAGCCGCCGGGCUAGGCCCCGGGCGGCUCCAGCCCAGGGCGGCCCGUGGAGGGCUGGGUACAGCCCCCGGCUCCCGUUCCCCAGCGGGCGGGCGGCCGGCCGCUCACCAUGCCAGGCAAGCACCAGCACUUCCAGGAACCCGAGGUCGGCUGCUGUGGGAAAUACUUCCUGUUCGGCUUCAACAUUGUCUUCUGGGUGCUGGGAGCCCUGUUCCUGGCUAUUGGCCUCUGGGCCUGGGCUGAGAAGGGCGUUCUCUCCAACAUCUCGGUGCUGACAGAUCUAGGAGGCCUUGAUCCUGUGUGGCUGUUUGUAGUGGUAGGAGGCAUCAUGUCGGUGCUGGGCUUUGCUGGCUGCAUUGGGGCCCUCCGGGAGAACACCUUCCUGCUCAAAUUUUUCUCCGUGUUCCUUGGCCUCAUCUUCUUCCUGGAGCUGGCAACAGGGAUCCUGGCCUUCGUUUUCAAGGACUGGAUUCGAGACCAGCUCAACCUCUUCAUCAACAACAACGUCAAGGCCUAUCGGGAUGACAUUGACCUCCAGAACCUCAUUGACUUUGCUCAGGAAUACUGGUCUUGCUGUGGAGCCCGAGGGCCCAAUGACUGGAACCUCAAUAUCUAUUUCAACUGCACUGACUUGAACCCAAGCCGGGAGCGCUGUGGGGUGCCCUUUUCCUGCUGCGUCCGGGACCCCGCGGAAGACGUUCUCAACACCCAGUGUGGCUACGAUGUCCGGCUCAAACUGGAGCUGGAGCAGCAGGGCUCUAUCCACACCAAAGGCUGCGUGGGCCAGUUUGAGAAGUGGCUGCAGGACAACCUGAUCGUUGUGGCUGGGGUCUUCGUGGGCAUCGCCCUCCUCCAGAUCUUUGGUAUCUGCCUGGCCCAGAACCUCAUCAGUGACAUCAAGGCAGUGAAGGCCAACUGGAUCAAACAUGAUGAUGGCUACAAACUACUCAAAUAAACAAAACCUUGAAAACCACUGGCUUCCGCCCACCAUCUCGGAGGUUCUGUCAGCUGGAGGGCCUCAGCAGAGCUCUCCGCCUGGGGCCCUGGCCUGGACCCACCCUGCCAACGUGUUUUCUUGGCCUGGGUGGUGCUUAUUGUUUGAGCCAACCUUUUAAACUUGGUAUAUAUCAUGUAAAAGUCCAGAUCCCUGGCUUCUCGUGAAGAAUGACCGUCUGGCCACAGAGGCUCUUCAAUGGCAUCUUCUCUUGGGACAUGUGCUUCCUGUUCUCUGCGGGCCCUGCCUGGCCCCGUAGGCUGGGAGUUGGCCUCCCUCACCCUGGUAGGGGUUUCCCCUACAAAUUCUGGGCAGCUGCUGUGGGCCAAGCCUGGAUGGAGACACAAGGAUGUGAAGAAGGGGGAGGCUGGGCCUGUCCUGAGGAGGCCGUAUCCUGGUUCUGGCCCUCCUGGGGACUGAGAUGAGUGUCAGCACGCCCAGAGAGUGGUUAAGGGUUUGGAUGGAGGUCAGGCAGUCUGGUUUGGGGGCUGUGGAUGGGGGUCUCCUUGGCUCACUUGAAAUCAAAUUCAAAAUAUUCCCAGUGGCCUGUAGAGCUGUUUCAUGGCCACCAGAGGGCACAUCAGCACAGCAUUCCCAAGGUCUGGCCUUUGCCCUGGGGCAGCCUUACCUAGGUAUAGCCCUAUCCCUAGUGUGCCCACCCUGCUCACUAGUGCUUUGGGGUUCAGGGAACUUGAAAACUUCUAAAGCUGCAAAUGGGCUCAUAUUUAGGAAGGCUGGCUGCUGCUCUCAGAUCUGCCUUUUAGCUGCGUGAAAAGGUAUGUGUAGAGUGACUGCCCCACUUCUCUCUGAGCUGCCCUUUGUGGAUGAAAGGAAGCAUUUAGGCUAGUUCACAGAUCUCUAACACAGAUACCCUCAGGGCCAUGUACGUUGUAUAAAUGAAUGAAGUGGGCCUUUGAGUUGUGAGGCCUUUGCAGUGCAACUUUCCUGUCGUUACUGGAGAAGGGACACACACAUGUUGCUUUGUGAUGAGAAAUAUUUGCACAUUUGAGUUGACAAUGCCAACUGGCCCUGAGAGACAAUAGGCUGUGGUAGAGACUGGCAAAGCACAGACCCCCAUCUGAGGUUGGUGGCUGUCAUUCAGUUGUAGCUAAUUGCUGUAAAGUGCAGGUCUAAUGUCAGAAAUCUAAAGAAGCCAGAAAUCCAGAUUUUUAUGUGAAAUAUCUUGAUUUUUAAGUUAAUGGCAACUAAUGAAAAAAAUUUUUAAACACUGUAAGCCAAACAAAAAAUGUGGGGCAGCUUUGGCCGCUGUGCCCCCAUAGAUUCCUCUGGGACAGUCACCCAAGGGGCCUGGCUGCUGUGCCAUUCAGGAAUGCUGGAAGCUGCUGCCAGGUGGGCAGGGUGUGGGGCAUGAACCCAGCAUGUGGAUCCUAGAUGCAGGCCAGACAGUGUUCUGGGGUCUCUGACAGAGUCCAGCUGUGGGUGGUUUAUACACACUGUAAUAAAUGCAGCUCACAAUA